AUGAUGGCAUUCGAGAACAACAACAAGAGGGUAUCUCAAGAUAUACCAUCUCCUACAGAUAACAAAAAGAGAAAAGUACAAUUUUCCAAUGAUAUUACGUUACAUACUGUACCUUCAGCAACAGAAAAUCAAGAUAUAGAUGAGUUUACUAUUGCUAUGUUUGGUAGGUUUGUCAAAUCUGGUCUAGAAGAUCUCGAUAACAGAAAUAAUACAAAGAUUAAUGAAAUUGCUAAUAGGUUAUCGUUACCUGCUAAAAAUCCAGAUAGAAUGAGACCACAAAAUAUGAAUAUUUUAUUGGAUACUCUUUCAGGUAAUGUUAGUAGAGUAGAGUCAUCAAGAGCAAAUCAUUUAAUACAAUCUAUUAUUAAUUUUGAAAAAUGGUGGGAACUUCCCGACAUUACUUUAAGCAAAUAUUGUAUUUUUAUUAAGAUUUUAUGUUCAAGUAUUCCUAAAUGGUGGCAAGAUAUUGCAAUGACUCUGAUAACAAGUUUCACAUUGUCUCCUGAGACAUGUAAACCACAUCAUACAUUACUACAAUAUUUUCUCCGGAUGAUUCCAUCAUCUAUGAAUUUCAUGGAUUCAUACCUUGCUAAAUUCUUCCCAAACAAAAAUGAUUCCACUUCAAAUUUGGUUAAUUAUAUAUCUAAUCUAUUACAGUUAACAACAUAUUGUAAAGAACUACGAUUCCAAGUUUGGUCUUUGAUUAUUGAAAAGAUUAUCUCCUUAGAUGUCGAAUUACAAAAUGAAUUGGAUGAAAUGGAUGAUGAUGUAGAGGACGGCCUUGAAGAUGACGAUGAGGAUGACGAUGUUGGUCUAGAUGAUUCUGACAAUGAUGAUGUAAGCCAUGAUAUUUCUAAUAACAACGAUGAUGAUGACAGUUCUUCUGAUUCAGAAGAAGAGAAUGCAUUGGAAGAUGAUGAGGAGUACGUCAAAGAAGUAUCUCUAAAUAUAAAAGAUUUGACUGCAAAAAUCGAUUCUAUUUUAACUUUAUUGAGUGGUUCUAUUGCUAAAGAAUUAACGCCACAAAAUAUGGAGUCUGGUGAUGGUGUCGUUGUAUUCAACAUUUUAACUACAUUGUUCAAAACACAUGUGUUACCAACAUAUUUUACAAAAUCGAUUCAAUAUGUCAUGUUUAUGUUAUCACAACAACAACCUGAACUAAUGGAUUCAUUUUUAGUCACAUUAAUCGAUAUUUCAUUUUCACCUAAUGAAACUUCAGAGAAAAAAAUCAAAUCAUUGCAAUACCUUGGUUCAUAUAUAGCUCGUGCAAGAAAACUAUCUAGAACACAAAUUAUAUUUGUUGCAAGUUAUCUUACAUCUUGGUUGAACAGAUAUGUAAUCGAGAGAGAAUCUGAAGUGGAUGAAGGUGGCGGAAUGGAUAGAUUUAAACAUUUCUAUGCAGCAUUUCAAUCCUUGUGUUAUAUCUUUUGUUUUAGACGUACAUUAUUCCGUGACGUUGAUGGUUCAUGGGAAUGUGAACUUGAUAAAUUUUUCCAAAGAAUGAUCAUCUCUAAAUUCAAUCCACUAAAAUAUUGUAACGAGAACGUUAUGUUAAUGUUUGCUAGGAUAACACAACAUGAAGAUAUUGCCUAUUGUUUUAGCAUCAUUGAAAAUAACAACAAUGAAAGACUAAGAGGUAUAAUCGGGAAAGCCACUGUCGAUAAUUCAACAGGAAAGAAAGAAAGUUCCCCAUCUUUGAGAGGUGCUAACUCAGCAUGGUCAUUAGCUACUAGACAACAAUUCAUAGAUUUACAAAGUUACUUCCCAUUUGAUCCUUUAUUCUUGAAGAAUUAUAAAAAGAUGGUACAGGAAUAUUACAUCGAAUGGACAGAUGUCUCUGGAGACUAUGAAAGUGACGAAUCUGAUGAUUAA
Maudiozyma barnettii is the source of this 1872-nucleotide messenger RNA. RefSeq names its product rDNA-binding RNA polymerase I transcriptional factor (gene RRN3). Gene Ontology annotation, molecular function: RNA polymerase I core binding; RNA polymerase I general transcription initiation factor activity. The coding region runs from base 1 to 1872 and encodes 623 amino acids. Lineage: Eukaryota; Fungi; Ascomycota; Saccharomycetes; Saccharomycetales; Saccharomycetaceae. Gene Ontology annotation, cellular component: nucleus. Gene Ontology annotation, biological process: transcription initiation at RNA polymerase I promoter. The record is from RefSeq and is a predicted model, not a curated record. The transcript has a single exon.